This is a messenger RNA of Pygocentrus nattereri (red-bellied piranha), 5137 nucleotides long. Its product is annotated as interleukin-1 receptor type 1. NCBI's taxonomy places the organism in Eukaryota, Metazoa, Chordata, Actinopteri, Characiformes, Serrasalmidae. The transcript has 12 exons. Gene Ontology annotation, molecular function: interleukin-1 receptor activity. The record is from RefSeq and is a predicted model, not a curated record. Bases 663 to 2399 code for a protein of 578 amino acids. Gene Ontology annotation, biological process: signal transduction.
UAUUGCAGGAUGUGAAAUUUACUCCGUUCGUUUUGUUCACUCUGGAUUAUGGACGUGGCCUCUCUAUUCUUCCGAGAGAGUAUAUGCUAGGCUAGGCGUGGAAGCGAGGACCUAAACAGUCCUUGUUUAAAACCUGCGGAGGGAAUCAUGUCUACACAAACUGGCUUGUGUUUUUCGUCGGUUUUUGAGGAAAAACAGAACUACUUCUGCGCUUCAGAACUUCCCAGUUAACUAGGUUAAGUUCUUCAGACAGCCGAGCUCGGUCGCCUGAGAAGUUGCGCAAGCUGAAAGCUGAAGAAGAAAAGAAGGAGGGAGAGGAAAGCAAUCUGUGCUGUGAGAAAGAGGAAAUUGCAACACUGGGUUUCUCAAACUGAGUAUGGAGAAGCACUCGGUAUUUCGCCAACUCAGCCGGUUCCAGGGAAACAGCUCGGUUUGUUUCAUGAAAGUCUGAAUGCGGCUACGGCUACUGCUUCACCGACUGAAACCUAAAAAGCUCUGGAUGUUUAAUCCGUGGAUGUGGAUGCAGUGAGUGGUGAGUCACCUGAGUGGACACUCUCUCCUGGACGAGGCUCUGUCCUCCUUUUCACUGAAGUUGGUUGGCGUCACAGUGAACACAGUCCAACAAGUCAACAGCCUGGCUUGUGCCAGAGUUUCAUCCAGACAUGAGUAUGAGAUCCCUCAUUCUGCUGGCCUUGGUGUGGACAAUUGCAGGGCUAGAUCUCUGCAAAGACUAUGGUGAGGCAUUUGAGCGUGUGUUCACAGUGCCAUAUGAGGCAGCACUGUUGAACUGCUCUUUGGUGAAUGAAUAUGUCUUUGAAUUUCUGGAUACUCCUUAUAACAUAACAUGGUACAACCAGAGGACUGGCCUUGAAGUCACUGGAGAAGAAGAUGGUGCCAUAGUGAAGGGGACUAAAUUAUGGUUCCUCAAUAGCACUGUGGAACACCAGGGAAAGUACUUAUGCAUUGUCAGAACCCCUGACAAAUGCUAUAAACAGGCCACUGUUCUGCUUGUGGAGCAACCCAUGUACAGAGAGUGUGGAAGACCUCAGAAAGCACCGCAGUGGCUGCAGGCAUCAGUGAAUGAUAAUCUUGCCUGCCCUUUAAGAGACUAUACUGAAGGAGUGGAGAGCUUUUCCAUCCAGUGGUACAAGGGUUGUGAGCUUCUUCAAGAAGGUCCAAAGUUUAUCUUCCUGGACAACAAACUACUACUUCUCGUACUUGAUGUUUCCCCCAAAGACAGUGGGUUCUAUACCUGCAGAAUGAUGUUCAUCCUCGGUGGAGUCACCAGCGAAGUUGCAGAGACGAUCGAGUGUGAAGUAACUGAUGCAGUAUCACUGAGACCUCGCAUGAUUGAGCCAAGCAAAGAGAAUAUUACAGUGGCACUAGGUUCUCCAUUUGAGAAGCAGUGUCGUGUUUUCAUACCUGGCACCGAUGUUCAUAUGGUGAUACUGGAGUGGAUGUACAAUCAAAACUCUUUGGACCGGGUGUACCAGAAACCUACAAAUGAAACUCAUGUGGCAGAAGGCAUUUGGUUGGAGCGCACCCUGAAGUUUUCUUCAGUGCUGCCAGAAGAUCUCAACGUCUUCUUCAACUGUGUAGCAUACAGUAGUCGUGGAAACAUUGAAAGCUACUUCAAACUACAGCCUGCAGAUCAGGAUCUGCUUCUUCCAAUUGGACUCCUGCUGACCAUGCUGGCUCUGCUGUUCAUGAUAGGAGCCUUUCUAUACAGAGUGUUUAAGGUGGAGCUCACACUAGCCUUUAGGACCCAUUGUCCUUUCCUUUAUGAAAGCACAGAUGGUGAUGGUAAGCUGUAUGAUGCAUAUGUCGUGUACCCGCGGUUCCAUGAGGAAAGUUCCAGAGAAGUGUUUGAGAUUUUUGCAUUGAAGACCCUGCCACAAGUUCUAGAGGGGCGCUACGGAUACAGACUGUUCAUUCUGGGCCGGGACAGCAUACCUGGACAAGCUGUGGUGGAUGUGGUGGAGGACAUUCUCAGCCGCUGCCGUCGACUGCUUCUGCUCUACACAAACACGUCGCUGUGUAGGCCGGAGGGGGUGGAGUGGGUGGAGCGGCAGAUGGGCCUACACCGGGCCCUGGUGGAAGGUUCCCUCAAGGUGGCGCUGCUGGAGAUGAGUGAGGUCAGUGACCCUUCCAGUCUCCCAGAGUCGGUCCGUCUGCUCCGGGAAAAGCAGGGAGCUGUGCAGGCCUGGGCAAAGAGAAGGAGGUGGAAGUUUUGGCCUACAUGGUCAGACCAGAGAGGGACUGAGAAAAACAGCAACGCAGAGGAGCCUCUUGCUUUCUUCAGCUUGCCCCCUCACUUCUGGAGGGAGGUGUGCUACCACAUGCCAGUGAGGGGCAAAGCUAAGCCUCAUUCAAAGAGGAACAUGCUCCUGAAUCUGUGAAGUGAGGAGCCCAUGUUGGUUCAGCCAUCUUCAAAAGACUAGGAAAGCCUACAUACUCUGUGUUCCUAUUAUGGAAAAAUAAAGGCACUCCAAGAGGCCUCUUUGCAGUUAGCAUCAGGGGAAAUCCCAUACAUCUUGAAGGGCAUUCCAAAUCUCAGAAGCAUCAAAGGAAGCACCUCAAACCUUUUCAUUUGACUCUAGGGAGUCAAGAGUACAAAACUGUAGGGCUUGGGCAGCGUUGCAUGUUUUUUGCCGAAGAGCAUACCAUAUAUACUUUUGGCUAAUGCUAGGUAUUUUCAUUUUAUCUCUGUGCAUAGCAGCGCCAAAAGAUUUCAGUAGAGGUGGGGGAUAUAGCAAAAAUAUAAUAUUGCAUGGUGUUCAAAUGAUCAUUUUCACAAUACAUGUCACAAUAUUUAUUUUUACAGACAUCUGAUCAGUUGAAACAAGAAAAAAGAACCAGUAGGGCUAAAUUUAAAAAGUACUAUCAGAAAUGAAUACAAUUAUUUUUAUUCAGUAUUUGGCAUACUUUGUUGCCCUAAAUCCAGUUACAAAAGCAAUAAAGUGAGUAUGUAUGAGGCAGAUGGUAAUUCAACAUGAAAAAUAAAUAGAAUUGGGUAGAGAUGCACGAAUGGAAUUUCAGGGUCAGAUGCAAUAACUGAUUAUGACUUUGUAGUAGUUGAUACUGGUAUCAUAAACUGAUCUUUUAAAUUAUAUUAAUAAAUGGGGUGCAUAAUUGUGUAACACUAUUUGUUGUAAAUAAAAAAACUAAAAUAUGUUGAUUAAAAAGCAAACUAUAUAAAAAUAACUAAAAGAAAUGUGUGGCUUAAGACACAUUACAAUCCGAUUUUUAGCUUAGAUUGGAUUUUUCUAACUCAGCGUUUUAUAUUCACAUAGAUAAUUGACUCAAAUCUGUCAGUAAUAUACAUGAACCAACUAGCAUCUACACAUCCUAAGCAAUAACGAACCAUGUGCAUCAUUAACAACAAAAUAGCCAGCAAAAUGAGCCUUCCUCACCAAGAUUCUCAGCCUUUCUCUAUUGCAGUGAAAUAAAGCUGAAAAUGCUUUUGUUUUUGUAGUGUUUAUUAGCACUAACAUCAGGUUUGGCCAUGCUCUCACGGUAAUGCUGAAUGACAGUGCAUGUGCAUUAAAAAAUAGCACAUGAAUUUAGAUAUGAUUGUCAAAGGUUGUAAAUGCUAAUAAGAUAUGGAUCUGGUCUAGGACCCCUUACACAAGGCUGCAUUCAUGUUAGCAGGCUGAAGUUGCACAAAUCCAGUGUUUUGUUCUAAUCUGAUACCGAUCAGAUUUUUAUAGAGCAGUGUGGACAUGCAAACCUUUUUUUUUUUUUUUUUUUUUUUUAAGUCAGAUGUGAAGUAUUUUCCUAUGCAGUCCUAAAUCAGACACAAAUUCAUUCAGGGAUGACCUUAAUGAGAAUGCUCAGAUAGGAAAUCAAGGCAGCCGUGCCAAAUCUGAAGCUAGUGCCAACACAUUGUGCAAAAGUAUCUGAGCCUUUUAACCUUCGUCUUGAUCUAAUGACACUGAGAGUUGAUCAGAGUGAAUGAACUUCUUGUUCUGCUAGUGAGUUUGUUGUUCAUGAUGCUUGUUGUUCACAUGAUGUUAUUGAUUAGGAUGUACAAAUUUAACUCACUAACAUAUUCAAAUGUGAACCAUCUGAGAAAGAUUUAAUUAGAGCAAAAUAUCAGAAUUGAACAAUGAGGCUUUUAAUAUGAAUAUAGCCACAGGAUUUUAUUUGAAAAGAUCAGGUUUGUGUGUCCAUGCAGUUCUAUGAAAAUCGGAUGUGUCACACUAAAGCAAAAAAAUCAGAUAUAUGCCGCUUCAGCCUGUUAAUGUGAAUGCAGACUGUGACAAAAGUCAGAAAUCACAUCAGCAACUAUCAUAAGAUAUGACCUAUGUCUAAUAUAAAAUAAAAAAAAAAUCAAACCAACAAGUUCUCAGUGCUUCAUUACGACAUGGCAAUAUAAAUACAUAAAUAUUACACAAACUUGAGUGCUGGUCACUGCAUUCGUAUUGCUAUAUAAUCCUAUAAGGGUAUAUAUAAAAUCCUAUGAGGGUCUUUAAAUAGUAUACAUUUGGACAAUACCUUUCUUAAACCGACACUAGCAGUCUGGCAGCAAUGUUGACUGCCCCAAAAUAUUGUCACAGUUGACAUGCUUGGCUAUGCAUCUAUGUUUGUAUAUGUGCUUUUACAGAUCCCAGUCAAUCUAGAAAUAGGAUGGCAAAGUAUCAGUAGUAAUUAUUGGCCACAACUUAGGAUCAAUAAUAAUAAUCAAGAAUAUGUUUCAACUUUUCUCAGCAAAUUAUAUAUCAGCUGCUGAUAUAUUGUGCAUUUCUAGGAUUGGGAAUGAUUGAAUUGGGCACUGUGGAGUUUGGGGAGCUUCUUGCAGAAAUGCAGCAAGCACUCCAAAGCUGUACUGUGUAUGCAGCAGUUGAAAUUUUUGUCAGAAGUGCUUUUUUUAAUAUUUAUUUUUAAUUGGAAUUUCUCAUCAUGGCUUUAAAUCAUUGGCAGCCUUGCAACUUGCAAGUUCUACUCCUGCUGUCAUUUUAAUCUCUGCAAAGGCUUAUGGAUGUAUCAUUUUUCAGAUGGAAGUCUGGAUGUGUACAGCUUUCAGAUUAAAUUGAUCUAGCUGAGCUCUGAAUGAGGAGAUGAGGGAGACCAUAUCAUUGGUAUGUUUUGUUGCAGAAAUGGAUGCAAAUGAAAUAAAACAUUUGAAACACACUGU